AAGUUAAUGUACAACGAACACCAAAGAGCUGAGAACCAGAGCUUUUAUGGCUGAUUUGCAGAGUUACAGAAACAACUACGAUUUGAAAUUCUGAGAAAUUGAAAUAUGCCGGAUACGAGGAAAAGUGGUCAGGCUCUUCUUCUGGGUAGAUACGAGGUCGGAAAGCUUCUUGGCCAUGGCACCUUUGCUAAGGUCUACCACGCGAAGAACGUCCAAACUGGAGAAGUCGUUGCAAUCAAAGUUCUUGACAAGGAGAAAAUCCUCAAAGGAGGAUUGGUUGCUCACAUCAAGCGCGAGAUCUCAAUCUUUCGCCGUGUUCGACAUCCUAACAUCGUUCAGCUUUUCGAGGUCAUGGCGACAAAGGCCAAGAUCUAUUUUGUUAUGGAGUAUGUGAAGGGAGGUGAGCUAUUCAAUAAGGUCGCUAAAGGUCGAUUGAAAGAGGAGGUUGCGAGGAAGUAUUUCCAACAACUUAUCUCCGCAGUCGGAUUCUGCCACGCAAGAGGUGUUUACCACCGUGAUCUCAAGCCUGAAAACCUGUUAUUAGAUGAGAAUGGCGAUCUCAAGGUCUCUGAUUUUGGCCUUAGUGCGGUAUCAGAUCAGAUGAGGCAAGACGGAUUGUUCCACACCUUCUGUGGAACCCCUGCGUAUGUAGCCCCUGAAGUUCUAGCUCGCAAGGGUUAUGAUGCGGCCAAGGUGGAUAUUUGGUCUUGUGGAGUGAUUUUGUUUGUUUUAAUGGCUGGUUAUCUUCCUUUCCAUGAUCAGAACGUUAUGCAGAUGUAUAAGAAAAUUUAUAAAGGUGAGUUCCGGUGCCCUAGGUGGUUUUCCCCUGAAUUAAUCCGUCUCCUUUCUCGUCUCCUCGAUACCAAUCCAGAGACAAGAAUCACGAUUCCUGAAAUUAUGGAGAAUCGGUGGUUCAAGAAAGGAUUCAAGCACAUUAAGUUCUACAUUGAGAACGAUCGCCUCUGGAGCUUUGGAGAGGACGAUGCUGAAUCAUCAUCGGAACAAUCGGAACAAUCCGUAUCUGAAUCGGAGUCUGAGCCGGACACGCCAAGACCCCCUGUUCCUGGGUUGCCCAGACCUGCUAGUUUGAAUGCUUUUGAUAUCAUAUCGUUCUCUCCUGGAUUUGAUCUAUCUGGUUUGUUCGAAGAAAGAGGAGAGGAAACACGGUUUGUUUCGGGCGCACCAGUGCCGAAAAUUAUAUCAAAAUUGGAGGAGAUUGCCAAGGUGGUUAGCUUUACAGUGCGGAAGAACGAUUGUCGUGUAAACUUAGAAGGAUCCAGAGAAGGUGUGAAGGGGCCAUUGACGAUAGCAGCUGAGAUAUUUGAAUUAACACCGACAUUGAGGGUGGUAGAAGUUAAGAAGAAAGGAGGGGACAGGGAAGAGUAUGAGGAAUUCUGUAACAGAGAACUGAAGCCCGUGAUGCAGAACCUUCUGAUCGAUGAUUCUGCUAUUCUCCCUUCAGAUACAGAGUAGAGAAAAUAAAUAUAGAAACAA
This is a messenger RNA of Telopea speciosissima, 1494 nucleotides long. RefSeq names its product CBL-interacting serine/threonine-protein kinase 12-like. The record is from RefSeq and is a predicted model, not a curated record. The coding region runs from base 106 to 1473 and encodes 455 amino acids. Lineage: Eukaryota; Viridiplantae; Streptophyta; Magnoliopsida; Proteales; Proteaceae. Gene Ontology annotation, molecular function: ATP binding; protein kinase activity. Gene Ontology annotation, biological process: signal transduction; protein phosphorylation. The transcript has a single exon.